This is a messenger RNA of Phycodurus eques (leafy seadragon), 578 nucleotides long. RefSeq names its product mitochondrial ribosomal protein S6 (gene mrps6). Gene Ontology annotation, cellular component: ribosome; mitochondrial small ribosomal subunit. Gene Ontology annotation, biological process: translation. Gene Ontology annotation, molecular function: small ribosomal subunit rRNA binding; structural constituent of ribosome. Lineage: Eukaryota; Metazoa; Chordata; Actinopteri; Syngnathiformes; Syngnathidae. The coding region runs from base 123 to 455 and encodes 110 amino acids. The transcript has 2 exons. The record is from RefSeq and is a predicted model, not a curated record.
CAGGUUUUUUUUGUUUUUUUCCCCCUCAUGUCAUAACAUGGUCGACUUUGACGGGAUUCUGGAAAUGUCAGCUACCCAUUGAGUCUUUGCUUUAAAAUUUCACAUCCUAACCCACUGAAACAAUGCCACGCUACGAACUGGCCCUUAUCCUGAAGGCGAUGCAGCGACCGGAGACGGCGGCGGCUCUCCGGCGGACAGUGGAGAGUUUAAUGGAGCGGGGCGCCGUGGUGAGAGACAUGGAGAACCUCGGAGAGAGGCUCCUGCCCUUUGUGAUGACCAAACACAACCAAAAACACCACCGGGCGUCCUAUUUCUUGAUUGACUUCUACGCGGCUCCCAGCAUCCUCACGGGCCUUGUCGAUCACUUACAUCGCGACGUGGACGUGGUGAGGCCCACUGUGCUGAAGAAGGACACGCAGAAUGCCAAACAAGCAUGCUGUGGCCCUCUGCAGUGAUGGAAAGUACUUGCAGUUCAUAUCCUGAGGAUGUGCUGUAUGCUGCUUCUUUGACCUCUUCCAUGAGUGUUGGACCUGAUUUAGCUGUUUUGUGAUAUUAAUAAACAAUGUUUUUUUUAAUAA